Molecule: messenger RNA, 1986 nt
Organism: Rotaria socialis
Lineage: Eukaryota; Metazoa; Rotifera; Eurotatoria; Philodinida; Philodinidae
Source: the annotation of a GenBank genome assembly
AUGAAAUUAACACAGAAGACACUUUUUCAAUGUUUUGAUAAAUCUGAACGACAAUCAACAGUAAACUCAAAUGAUUCUGAUGAAGAUAUAAUCGAAUGUGAACCUGAAAUCAAGUUAUCUGAUAAACGAUCAAAUAAUCACGUUCCUCGAUCGGAUUUUCUCAUACCUGUUCAUGUACGGCAAGAAGACAACCUUUCAAAAGAUGAAUGUGUCUCAUCUUUGCUUAAUUCAUGGAAACUAAUUGAUUCAAAUGAUGAUCUACUAUCGAAACAUUCUCAAGAUUUUUAUCGCAUGUGUCCUACAAGCAGCAAUAGUAAUGAAACUAACUCACCAAAACUUCAGUUUAUUCAAAUUUCAUCUAUUGAACGUCAAAUGGAAUUAUUGGAAGAAUAUAUAAAAGAUGAUGAAUCCAGUUGUUAUGUUCAAUCAAAUAUCAAUUGGCGAGUAAUGUUUCAAUGUCUGCAAGAGUAUCGAAAGAAAGCGAUAGAACAAAAUCAGUACGAACAAUUACCUUGGACAGAAAUUUAUCGCCCUCGAAAUUCAAAAGCUUAUCUUGGAAAUCAUACAAAACAAAUUCGUCGUUUAAAUGAAUGGUUUUUCCAUUGGGCGAACAAAUUACGCAACCAUCCAUCGAAGAAAAUCACACGAAAAGGACGAAAACGAACUAGAGAUUAUGAUGAUAACUCGGAUGAAGAUUUCAUCAAUGAAUCUAAUAUGAUUUACCAUGAUCGCUGUCAAAUCAAACAAGAAUAUCCACAGAUAAUUUUUAUUCAUGGUUGUGGAACAACAUCACUUGUACAUGCACUCGCGGAACAACAUAAUUUUAAAGUGACAGAAAUCAAUGGAACUCAAUCGCGCGCACGUACAUCCCUAAUAAAACAAUUAGAACAAGUCACCAGUCAACAUUGCUUAUCAUUAAAACGUUGUUCUUCAGAUACGAUAAUUCCAAAAGAAGACAAAUUCAGAGCGAGUAUUCCAUUGCCUGUAAAGAAAAAAGCGAAACAUGAACGCGGUACAAUUAUGUCGUUUUUUAAUACUAAGAAAGCGGAGAAUAAUGAUGAUCACAAAGAAAAUAAAUCUCGCAAUCGAUCGAAAUCUACGAAAAAAUCAAAACAAAGUAAAAUAAAAGAGGACGAACAAAAAUCUAUGCCAACAAAUUUAGUAUCAUCGGUUCAAGUUGAAAAAACAUCUCUCAUACUCUUCGAUGAGAUUGAAACAUUAACAACCGACGAUAAUUUUUGGUCGUGUUUAAAAAAGAUUCUUGAAACAGCCAAAAAACCAAUUAUACUCACAUCCAAUAGUAGAAGUAAUCCAGAUGAUGCAAUAUUUAAUCUAUCGAAAAUUGGCGACUACGAAAUGGUUCAUCUCGAAACAAAUGAACUCAAACUCACCUAUUGUUUUCUUCGAUUAAUACUUUUGGUUGAAAUGCUCGAAGUCCCUUCAUUCGAUGAACUGAUAUCACUUUGCCAAUCAUGUUCGUAUGACUUACGCCGAUGUUUAUUAACAUUACAAUUUCUUGCUCAAUCGUCUACGAUAGAAAACACUUCGAUAGAAAAAACUGCAAUUAACAACACCAAACCAAAACUUCAAUCGUCACAUGUAUUUGAUACAAUGCAUUAUUCUUAUCUCGGUGAACAAUGGAACGAACCGAUGCUUAAGACAUAUUUUGAUGAUCUCACAACAAAAUAUACGUCUGAAUAUGAACAAUAUCAUAAAUUAUUAGCAAAUCAGAAUAAAAAUGAUUCGAAACGAAUCGAAUUGUACGAUACAUUUAGACUUUUUAUGCAAGAACAAGAGCUUGAUAACAUCACUGAUCGUUCGGCGCUUUAUCUUGAUUAUCGGCCUUAUAUUAGACAAAUUUGUCAAAGUGAACAAAUUCGAGCAAGUGAAUCGUACUCCAGAGGACGUCUUCGACAUGGUCUUGGGUUUCGCGGCUGUUCCUUGCAAUGGUCUGACUUUGCGAUUCUGUCUGGUGGUCUUGAUUAA